CAGCAGUUUGCCUUCCUUCCGUCCACACGGAUGGACAAACUCUCCAGGUCCUCCAGGUCCUACACCACUUCUUCUUCUCAUUCCAGGAGGAACAUCGGCAUUGCCUUUCUUAUACUCUCUCUAGUAUUUGGAUUCAAUUUCACGCUCGAUUACUUUGCACCUCGUCGGCGUACCAACUCCGCAGGCCACUUCCAACGCGACGUCCUCCAACGAUGUCGUUCUCUCAAGAUUAAAGCAGGGCCUGCUUCAGAUUUUUACUCUCGGUCGGAAUCUGACCGUUUUGUCCACGGAACAAAACCGACAUUGAUCAAGAACGCGAAGAUAUGGACGGGAAUGGAUAAUGGAACUGAAAUCAUCUCCGGUGACAUCCUACUCGACAAAGGUCUCAUAAAGGCUUUGGGAAAUGUUGGAAAAUCGUUGUUAUCUCAAUACAAGGAUGACGAGCUCGUUGUUAUGGAUGCUCAACACCGCUAUGUCACGCCCGGAAUCGUCGAUGUGCACAGUCACAUUGGAGAUGCUUCUAGCCCUUCAUUGGAAGGUGCUGAAGACGACAACUCUGUCAAAGGAACUAUCGCUCCCUGGAUGCGCUCUUUGGAUGGGCUCAACACUCACGAUGAUUCAUAUGCGCUCUCAAUUUCAGGUGGUGUCACGACUUCCGUCGUGUUGCCUGGCUCAGCAAACGCGAUUGGUGGCCAGGCUUUUGUCAUCAAACUUCGCAAAACGGAUGAACGCAGUCCGACUUCCAUGGUUUUAGAACCUCCUGAGAACCUUCAUUUGAAAACCUCCAUUUCCAGACAUUCAGCUGGAACUACACCUUGGCGUCAUAUGAAACAUGCUUGUGGGGAGAACCCGAGUCGAGUUUAUUCGGAUACCAGGAUGGAUACCAUCUGGGCCUUCCGUGAAGCCUAUAACAAAGCCGCCCAGAUCAAGAAACAACAAGACGACUUCUGUGCUCGAGCAGAGGCGGGCGACUUUGAAGGACUUGGCGAUUUCCCACAUGAUUUAAAAUGGGAAGCACUGGUUGAUGUACUCCGAGGCCGUGUAAAGGUCAAUAUCCACUGUUACGAAGCGGUCGAUCUCGACGCUUUGGUUAGACUAUCGAACGAAUUCAAGUUUCCAAUUGCUGCAUUCCACCAUGCGAUGGAGACGUAUCUUGUUCCCGAUCUUCUUAAAAAGGCUUACGGGAAUACACCGGCAGUCGCGUUGUUCGCCACAAACGCGAGAUACAAAAGAGAAGCAUAUCGCGCUUCGGAAUUCGCACCUAAAAUUCUGGCUGAACAUGGCAUCAGAGUCACUAUGAAGAGUGAUCAUCCGGUUUUGGACUCGCGACACUUGUUGUACGAAGCGCAGCAAGCACAUUUUUAUGGGCUCCCGGACAAUUUGGCGAUAGCAGCAGUCACCAGCAACUCUGCAGAGGUUAUGGGAAUGGGUCACCGUAUCGGUUAUCUGAAAGUUGGCUGGGAUGCCGACGUUGUCAUAUGGGACUCCCAUCCUCUAGCUCUUGGUGCCACGCCGGUACAAGUUUUCAUUGAUGGUAUACAACAACUUUACGACCCAUACGUCAUCAGCAAGCCAGAGGCAUUCCAAGAAACGCCCAAGGUUCCCAACUUCGACAAAGAAGCACAUGAAGCGGUAAAGUAUCAAGGACUCCCUCCGUUAACGCCGAAAACGAGUUCAGCCGAGACAGUCAUAUUCACAAAUGUGAAGAGCGUAUUCACAAGGUCGGGAGCUGGCGUCCGGAAAUUAUUCUCUUUUGAAGAGAAGGGGGCAUUGGGAGACGUUGUUCGAAGUGGGAAAAUCACUUGUUCUGGUCAAUGUGUCAAGGACCAUUUCGUUGAAAAUGCGGACGUGCUGGUCGUCGACUUGGAGGGCGGUUCGAUUUUCCCGGCGCUAGUGUCAUUUGGUGCACCGCUGGGGUUGGAGGCUAUAAACCAAGAACCAUCGACGAACGACGGAAACGUGUUUGAUCCGCUAAUGUCGCCUGUUCCGUCGAUUCUUGGAGGUGACUCUGCAGUUGUACGAGCAGUUGAUGGGUUACAGUAUAACACUCGUGAUGCCUUGCUAGCAUACCGAGGAGGUGUAACCACCGCCAUCACAGCUCCUAGUCAUAGGAAAUUCUUCUCAGGACUCAGUACUAUGUUCUCGACGGGGGCAUCGCACAAGUUGGAAGAAGGUGCCAUCAUUCAGGAAGUGACCGGACUUCAUUUUUCUGUCCGACACUUUGGUUCGCCCAGUGUUAGCACCCAGAUUGCAGUGCUUAGAAGGCUGUUGUUGAACCCUCCGGAAGGUGAUUUGGGUGAACAGCUCAAGCUGGUACUUCAACGUGUUAUGCCUUUGGUUGUCGAAGCUCAUAGCGCGGAUGUCAUUGCUACACUUAUACUUUUGAAGAAAGAAAUAGAAUACCAGAAGGGAUUCUCCAUCAAACUCACCGUCACAGGUGCCUCAGAGGCUCAUUUGCUUGCGAAAGAACUCGGGGAAGCUGAGGUUGGGGUAAUUCUGAACCCACCGAGACUUUUCCCCCACGUUUGGGAAGAUGUGAGGAUACUUGCUGGCCCACCACUCACAGAACAUAACGCGAUAACGAAGCUCGUGGCCGAGAAUGUUACGGUCGGUAUUGGGAAUUUAGAGAUAUGGAGCGCGAGGAGUACACGAUUUGACGUUGCUUGGGCGUCUUUGGAAGCCGACGGCAAGCUGAGUAAAGAGCAAGCUAUUGCCUUGGCGUCUAAGAAUCUCGAGGACUUACUCGGCGCAAAGAUUGACGACGAAGAGACUGAUCUGGUUGCCACUACUUCUGGUGACUUGUUUGAAUUGAAUGCGAAGGUUGUGGCUGUUGUGUCCCCGAAACGGGCGUCGGUGGAUCUCUUCUGAGUUAGCGAGGCGUGGUGAAUUGGACGAUUUUGGCUCAUCUUGCUGUUUAUAUGUAUUAGAUUGCUUUUCCAUUUACGCGGCGAAUUGCCUGAUACGUCUCGGACUGUUGAGUAUAUAGUAUACUGGGAACUUGGGACCUAUAUGGGCCCAUAAGUACGCCAUCCAAACCACAUUGAUAUCAAUACACCGCUAGAGUUCAAUAUGCGUGCAAGCACUGUGAAAAUCUCUCCGAGUCGCUUUGAAUGUUCGUCG
This is a messenger RNA of Marasmius oreades (fairy-ring Marasmius), 3120 nucleotides long. RefSeq lists its product as uncharacterized. The record is from RefSeq and is a predicted model, not a curated record. Gene Ontology annotation, molecular function: allantoinase activity. Gene Ontology annotation, cellular component: cytoplasm. The coding region runs from base 31 to 2868 and encodes 945 amino acids. Lineage: Eukaryota; Fungi; Basidiomycota; Agaricomycetes; Agaricales; Marasmiaceae. Gene Ontology annotation, biological process: purine nucleobase catabolic process. The transcript has 17 exons.